Molecule: messenger RNA, 1231 nt
Organism: Neltuma alba
Lineage: Eukaryota; Viridiplantae; Streptophyta; Magnoliopsida; Fabales; Fabaceae
Exons: 5
Coding region: 214-969 (251 amino acids)
Source: RefSeq, a predicted model, not a curated record
CUUGUUUAAUUGUUUUCUGUCGCCGUCGCUUUUGGCUCCUUUUGCUCAGCAUGGUUUCAGUUUUCGAGUUGUCUUUCUUGCUUAACACGCCAUAAAUGGACCAUCUCGACGAUUCUGCUGCCGAGGACGUAAUACUGCUUUUGUUCUGUUUUUCUUUUUUGGUGGAAGUGUGUGUGUGUGGAAUGUGGUAAUGUCAGGGUGCUCAUUGUGAUAAUGCUCCGACUCACUUGUGAGGUAAAACAUAGCUUAGCAGACCCUUUCUUUCCGUAUUUCACCUCUGGACCCGAAAAUGUGAAUCCUUCUCUGGGGAAGUCUAAACCAAGUCCAGCUCGACAAGAAGAGAAGGGAAAAACUGAGCCGGAACAGAAGUCCACUUCACGUAGGAGAAAAUCCGGAUAUUAUUCUCCUGGUCUCAGGCGAUCACAACGUAAAACUCCAGUUCCGGUUACCUCAAAUGGAGACAUUGAAACAUAUGUUGAAGACGUAAUUGUUAGUGAGAAUGAGAAUGAUAGAACCGAUACUCAAUUGGAGCGCUUAGAGCCGUGCGCAAACCAGAGUGAACCCAGCUUGAAAGAAAAAGUUGACUACAUAUUAGAGCGAUUAGAAACUCUUGAAAAGAUCAUAGAAUCUGUGCAAGCCAAGUUGGAUGAAAAUAACGACUCAGGCAAAACCCCACCUCCAGCAUCCGCUGUGCACGGGACCUACACAGGCUCCCAGAAUAAGCUUGAAGCAUUAAGAGAAGAAAAUUGGCAACUUACUUUAAAACUAGAAAGUGCUCGGGCCAAAGUUGAAGUGUUGGAGAAGCAGAGCGACGUGUUGGUUGAACUAUUGGAUAAAUGGAAGGAUGUUGUCGCGAUCUCCAAUCUGUCCAAGAGUACCGACGCUGCUGUUCAUUCAUCGGUACAAGCAAUCCAAAAUGCUUGUGCGGCUUACAGUGGUAAAAGAAAGAGACAGACCCGAAAAAGCUGAAAUCUCCGAUAUUCAACCUCUUCCGGCAUGCUAUUGUAAUAUAGUAAUGUUGUGAACGACUGAUGUUUGUAUUUUGGUAGACUGGAACUCGUGUUGCUUACUGUGGAUAUCAUUUGAACACGUUGGUAGUUUGGUAGCAAUGAUAGUGUUUUGGCGAUAUAUACCAAGUAUAACGUCUGUCAUUUUGCCAGUGUUUGGUGUGAUAUGAGCUGAAUUUCUGGCGCUUUCCCUGGAAUUUGAGAGUGACCAGAGAGCGUUUUAA